AUGCUUUCCACCUUCUCAUCAUCAUCCGAGCCAUCCUCAUUACCACCACCAUCUUCCAUCUAUUCGCUCUGUAAAACUGGCAACUUAGAGGCCAUUCAAACACAUUUCCAAAGCUCCUCCAAUCCCUCUCCCUCUCUACAUGAACCCGAUGAAUAUGGAAAUACCAUGCUCUACUAUGCAUGUUUGUGUGGGCGAUUGGGAGUGGUGAGAUACCUCUCCGAGUUGGGUGCUCGCGACGAUCGGUACAAACGAUGCUUUCUGAAUGCUUUGAAUUUAGAGGUUCGGAGAAUGUUGAAACUCUAUAAUGUCUAUCAUCAAGAGCCUCAAGAAAAGAAGACUUCUUCUCAAACAUUACCAUCGGAAGAAGAAGAUGAUGAAGACCAUCUCAUCCAAUUAUUGAAAAAGUAUGCCAAGAAGUGUGUGCAUGAGAAUAAGAGGGAGAACAAAGAAGAUGAGAAUUCUUCUUCUGGGUUUACCUCGUCAUCAUCUUCGUUGGAACCCCUUAUAAAGAAAUUCUCAUAUCAGUGA
This is a messenger RNA of Naegleria fowleri, 528 nucleotides long. RefSeq lists its product as uncharacterized. The transcript has a single exon. Bases 1 to 528 code for a protein of 175 amino acids. The record is from RefSeq and is a predicted model, not a curated record. Lineage: Eukaryota; Heterolobosea; Eutetramitea; Acrasida; Naegleriidae. Gene Ontology annotation, molecular function: protein binding.